Chaetomium globosum CBS 148.51 is the source of this 639-nucleotide messenger RNA. RefSeq lists its product as uncharacterized. The record is from RefSeq and is a predicted model, not a curated record. Lineage: Eukaryota; Fungi; Ascomycota; Sordariomycetes; Sordariales; Chaetomiaceae. The transcript is spliced from 2 exons. The coding region runs from base 1 to 639 and encodes 212 amino acids.
AUGGCCGACACACCGCAAACCAAUUCCCAAUCCGCACCAUCCACCUCACCACCACCACCCAGCCCCCACCCCCCAUUCCCCGCCCUCCGCUCCAUCGCCAAGUUCAAAGCCCGCUCCCACGCCACCUCCAAAGACAUACACAUCCCCCUCCUCCACCAAAUCCAAUCCCAACCCCCCGCCAAUGACAACAACAACCCCUACCCCUCCCCCACGCCCACACCAAAAAAAAGCCCCACCGACACGUCGCGGUUGCCGGUGAGGGUGUGGGUGGUGCAGGUGGGGACGAAUAAUUUGACGGUGAAGACGGGGUUGGGGGAGAGGGAUGUUGAUGCGUGGGAGGUGUUGGUGGAGACGUUGUUGGGGGUGAAUCCGACGGGCGGGGAGUGUAAGGUGUUGGUGACGGGGUUGUUUUAUCGGAAGGAUGUUUCGGGGGAGUUGGUGGAUCAGGCGAAUGGGAAGAUUAGGGCGGUGGUGAAGCGGUUGCAGGAGAAGUACGGCGCGGACAGGGUGGUGUGCCUUGCACCUGCUGCGGGGGUUAAGACGGAGGAGCAUCUGGUGGAUCAUGUGCACUUGAACUUGGAGGGCUAUCAGCUGUGGAUGGCGGAGCUGUUUCCCGCCGUCAAUGCUCUCUUGGGCUAG